UAAUAAUACGACCUUUGUCCACAAGCUGUAUGAGUAAGUUCACUUUCUCAUCUUCAACUUUUCCCGAUACCGCCUACCUCAGUUAAUAACAUUGCAUCAAAAAUAAGUAUGGUGAUUGAUCCACAGUACCAAAACCUGAUAUCAUGGAGCCAUGAUGGAUCAUCCUUUAUCGUAUGCAACAAGGACGAAUUUGAGAAUGUCGUUCUACCAGCACACUUCAAGCACCGUAACUUUGCUAGUUUCGUGAGACAACUAAACAUGUACGGUUUCCAUAAGAUCAAUAAGACCGCUAGAGGCCAGGGGCAACGGACGUCGACCGAAAACCAUAUCUGGAAAUUCUCACACCCAAGCUUCUUAAGAGAUCGGCCCGACCUUUUGGAUGGGAUCAAGCGAAAGGCGAUGGAGCAAGAAACUAGUAGGAGAGACGCAAGUGAUUUAUCAAGUUCCAUGCUGCAGAUGCAACAGGCGCAACAUGAAAUUUUGGGUAAAUUGACGCAACUGCAGUCUGCUCUUGACCGAGCUACUCAGGAAUUGAAAGAAACGAAAGCGAGUCAAAGCACGCAAGAGAUCCAUAUUACGGGGAUGGUUGCCUUCCUACAACAGCAGUUUGGCCCUAUAAAUUUUCAGGCUCAGCAAGUGUACACUGACCAGCACGAACAACCACCACCCAUCUUUAUCACGUCGCCUGAUUCAAACUCUGCUAACUCCAUGGUACACCAAGCUUAUUAUAAUGUUUAUGGUGCUCAACCACAAGAGCAACAACAAUUUCAAUCCCAACAGCAGUUAGGGUCCAAUAGUCGGCCCGCUUCACCGUUAACCGUUCAGACACAAGGUCUGAAUAUCUCUAGGCCGUACGAUCAAUCUCACCAAUCGCCACUCAACUCGCCACAACCAUAUGAAAUUCCCUUACCGCCGAGCCCCAGUCCCAGCUCGAUGAUGUCGGACGAUGAACACCCUUACAGCCCUCAUAGUCCCAUGUCAAAUAAUAACAACAUGUUCCGUAACGUAGAUGGCAGGCAGGGCGGUUCUGGAGGAUAUAACUUGUAUAAUGGAGGAAUGUAGGAUAUGCUUUUUGAAUAAUACUUUGUACUUUUAGUUUCACUUUUUGAGUUUUAUAUACCACCUUUAUAUAAACGACGUCAAAGACAUAAUGAAUUGAACUCCGGGACGCUCGGAGUCGUCCUGUCUUGGGAUUCAGCUCCGAUUUUUUUUUUCUCUUUUUUAAUUAAGACGGC
Messenger RNA from Umbelopsis ramanniana AG, 1235 nucleotides. RefSeq lists its product as uncharacterized. The coding region runs from base 109 to 1062 and encodes 317 amino acids. The transcript is spliced from 3 exons. Gene Ontology annotation, biological process: regulation of DNA-templated transcription. Gene Ontology annotation, molecular function: sequence-specific DNA binding; DNA-binding transcription factor activity. NCBI's taxonomy places the organism in Eukaryota, Fungi, Mucoromycota, Umbelopsidomycetes, Umbelopsidales, Umbelopsidaceae. The record is from RefSeq and is a predicted model, not a curated record.